AUGCUGGUUCAGGAAAGACGUAAUGAGCCUUUGAUUCUGGUGUGCGAUAGCCGUGACACUUUUUUGGACGAUGACUUUCAAUUUGAGGCUCUUUUGAGACUCUUGUCUUUACAGACUCAACGUCGAAUUUUGAACCGAAAAAAUCCCAGCUUGAGGAAAACAGCGCUAUGCAACCAGCUUUUGCAACUGUUUGGGAUCUCAAUAACUACGGGUUUGCCUUUCCACUCGUUGAGUCUGGAAAUCGCAACGCUUGGAAAACCAACAUGUGCAGCGAUGACAGGAUUGGCAUUUAAUAUGUCAAAUUGCGACGGAAGAACUGCCAUGUACAUCGAUGCCGCUACAAAUGUAGGCAUAGAUCUGGCUUGCGUCAGUGACUGUCACGGCUUUGGCGAUGACUAUUUAGGCACUUUCAAAAGUAUCUUCUCCUGCCAAGAAUACCAUACUUUGAACCAAAUGGCGCCUGGUGCUUUGCGAGAUCGAAAAUUUACACAUUAUUGGUCUCUAAAAGAAGCCUACACAAAAUUCACUGGAACGGGACUCAAUUGUGACUUAUCCAAAACCGAUAUGGGCACUCUUGAAGCCUGGAGUCCCGCAGACCAAAUCUUCACCAUAUUUCGUGACAUCGACGGUAAACGCAUGUUUUUCCAGUCGAAAUGGCUGGAUAGCAACGUUGUCGUCUCGAUAUGCAAGCAGGCCAGUAUUCAGGAUGACAACAGUGAACAAAUACUGAAUGGCAUCACCAACCUCACAGUAGCGGAAAUGGCAGCGUUUUUGCAUAGUACGAAGUGA
Lachancea sp. 'fantastica' is the source of this 789-nucleotide messenger RNA. The record is from the annotation of a GenBank genome assembly. Lineage: Eukaryota; Fungi; Ascomycota; Saccharomycetes; Saccharomycetales; Saccharomycetaceae.